Messenger RNA from Brachypodium distachyon (stiff brome), 3130 nucleotides. RefSeq names its product probable mixed-linked glucan synthase 3. Gene Ontology annotation, biological process: plant-type primary cell wall biogenesis; cellulose biosynthetic process. The coding region runs from base 427 to 2994 and encodes 855 amino acids. NCBI's taxonomy places the organism in Eukaryota, Viridiplantae, Streptophyta, Magnoliopsida, Poales, Poaceae. The record is from RefSeq and is a predicted model, not a curated record. Gene Ontology annotation, molecular function: cellulose synthase (UDP-forming) activity; mannan synthase activity. Gene Ontology annotation, cellular component: trans-Golgi network; plasma membrane. The transcript has 3 exons.
GCGCAGAGGAAUGCAGCCAGAUCCACCGCGCACUUCCCACGACGGUGCAUCUUCCCGUGCAUCCCGGCGAGCACAUGGUCGCAUCAUCCUCUCUUCCACGUUUUCUACAUGGAUGGCUUGUUUAGUCCGGAGUCCAGACUAUGGAGUCUGGACACAGGUGACGAUCGCCCACAGAUCUAGCUAGAUGGAUCCCUUCCUGACUGCCUCUGUUCGUAGUCCCAACGAUAGGGUGCCGAUUCCAGGCCGUUGUGCCUCGGGAUUCCUCCGAUCCUCAGUGCUACUACUUCCUAUAUAAGCGCUGGGCCUCACUUGCUCACUUCGUGCACCACUGGCCGGCGCCGCUGACUUAAGUUAGCUUCCCCUUCCUUCAUCUGGUCUGGUUCAUAUUAGCUGGGAUCGGCCUGAGGCUUAGGAGCUAGAUCGAUCAUGGCGUCGGCCACCAGUAAUGGUGGGACGACGGGCAAUGCCGGGCUGGCUGACCCGCUGCUGGUGAGCCGCGAUCAUGGCAGCACCAAGAAGCAGGUCGGUCCCAAGGGCAAGUACUGGGAGGCUGCUGACAAGGUGGAGCGCCGGGCGGCCAAGGAGAGCGGCGGCGAGGAUGGCCGGCAGCUGCUGUUCCGGACGUACAAGGUCAAGGGCACCCUCUUGCACCCGUACAGGAUGCUGAUCUUCAUACGCUUAAUUGCCGUCCUUCUAUUCUUUGUAUGGCGCAUCAGGCACAACAAAUCUGACAUCAUGUGGUUUUGGACAAUGUCUGUCGUUGGGGAUGUCUGGUUCGGCUUCUCAUGGCUGCUCAACCAGCUCCCAAAGUUCAACCCCAUUAAAACCAUACCUGAUCUUGUCGCCCUAAGGCAACAAUACGAUCUCCCAGAUGGGACAUCUAGACUCCCUGGCAUCGAUGUCUUUGUCACCACUGCUGACCCAAUUGAUGAGCCAAUACUAUACACCAUGAAUUGUGUCCUCUCUAUCCUAGCUUCUGACUACCCAAUUGAUAGGUGUGCCUGCUAUCUCUCAGAUGAUAGUGGAGCAUUAAUCCUAUACGAGGCAUUGGUUGAGACCGCAAAAUUUGCUACUUUGUGGGCUCCCUUUUGCCGGAAGCAUUGUAUCGAGCCAAGAGCCCCAGAAAGUUACUUUGAACAAGAGGCACCGUUGUACAGUGGAAGAGAACCAGAGGAGUUCAAGAAUGAUCAUAGGAUUGUACAUAGGGAGUAUGAUGAGUUCAAGGAGCGCUUAGACUCACUAUCUAGUGCUAUUGCCAAGCGCUCCGAUGUUUACAACAGCAUGAAGACCGAAGAAAAAGAUGUAAAGGCGACUUGGAUGGCAAAUGGGACACAGUGGCCAGGUGCUUGGAUUGACACAACAGAAAAUCAUAGGAAAGGAAACCAUGCCGGGAUUGUUAAGGUUGUUUUGGAUCAUCCAAUCCGUGGGCAUAAUCUUGGCUCACAAGCAAGCAUUCACAAUGACCUCAACUUCACCAACAUUGAUGUGCGCAUCCCAAUGCUCGUGUAUGUCUCUCGUGGAAAGAACCCAAGCUACGACCACAAUAAAAAGGCGGGUGCCUUGAAUGCGCAAUUGCGUGUAUCUGCGCUACUCUCCAAUGCACAAUUCAUCAUCAACUUUGACUGCGACCACUACAUCAAUAAUUCUCAAGCCCUGCGUGCAGCUGUCUGCUUUAUGCUAGAUCAAAGGGAAGGUGAUAAUACUGCCUUCGUUCAGUUCCCUCAACGUUUUGAUAAUGUUGAUCCAUCAGAUCGAUACGGCAACCACAAUCGUGUCUUCUUUGAUGGUACAAUGCUCGCCCUCAAUGGCCUCCAAGGGCCCUCUUACCUCGGCACUGGUUGCAUGUUCCGCCGCAUAGCGCUCUACGGCAUUGACCCUCCUCAAUGGAGACAGGCCAACAUCGCAAUUGAAGGUACCAGGUUUGGUAGCUCCAUACCCUUCCUAGAUUCCGUGUCAAAAGCCAUAAACCAAGAACGGUCUACCAUACCACCACCACUCAGUGACCAGUUUGUCGCUGAGAUGGAGAAGGUCGCGUCAGCUUCACACGAUAAGCAAACCGGGUGGGGCAAGGGUGUUGGGUACAUAUAUGACAUAGCCACAGAAGAUAUAGUGACCGGAUUCCGCAUCCACGGGCAAGGUUGGCGUUCCAUGUAUUGUACAAUGGAGCGUGACGCCUUCUGUGGUAUUGCACCCAUCAACCUAACCGAGCGCCUCCACCAAAUUGUGCGUUGGUCUGGUGGAUCUUUAGAGAUGUUCUUCUCCCGCAAUAACCCACUCAUUGGCGGCCAUAGGAUUCACACCCUUCAACGAGUCUCAUACCUCAACAUGACAGUCUACCCAGUCACAUCACUAUUUAUCCUACUCUAUGCUCUUAGCCCUGUGAUGUGGCUUAUUCCUGACGAACUAUACAUUCAAAGGCCAUUCACCAGAUAUGUUGUUUACCUUCUCGUGAUCAUUUUGAUGAUCCAUAUAAUUGGAUGGCUCGAGAUAAAAUGGGCGGGGGUCACAUGGUUGGAUUAUUGGAGGAAUGAACAAUUCUUCAUGAUUGGCUCGACAAGUGCAUAUCCCACAGCCGUGCUGCACAUGGUGGUCAAUCUCCUUACAAAGAAGGGUAUACACUUCAGAGUGACUUCAAAGCAAACAGCUGCUGACACCAAUGACAAGUUUGCUGACUUGUAUGACAUGCGAUGGGUGCCAAUGUUAAUCCCGACAUUGGUAGUUUUGGUUGCUAAUGUUGGUGCCAUUGGUGUCGCCAUGGGUAAAACAAUAGUGUAUAUGGGAGUAUGGACAACAGCACAGAAGACACAUGCUGCAAUGGGUCUGCUAUUCAAUGUGUGGAUUAUGGUGCUCCUUUAUCCGUUUGCAUUGGCGAUCAUGGGACGGUGGGCAAAGAGACCGGUCAUCCUAGUUGUCUUGUUACCGGUUGCCUUUGUAAUAGUUGGCCUUGUAUAUGUUGCUGUUCAUAUCUUAUUUGCUAGUUUUGUUCCAAUCUAGCUAGGGGGUAUAGUAAAAACCAUUACAUGUUUAGCUUCUGUAGUAAGUUAGGAACCAACUACGGUCCUUGUAUCAAAUAAAACAAUGUAUUCUAUUUACUUGAUGAUAAUAGAGAAUGUUUAUAAAGUUGGGUUUU